Molecule: messenger RNA, 1018 nt
Organism: Manduca sexta (tobacco hornworm)
Lineage: Eukaryota; Metazoa; Arthropoda; Insecta; Lepidoptera; Sphingidae
Exons: 5
Coding region: 323-1018 (231 amino acids)
Cellular component (GO): membrane
Source: RefSeq, a predicted model, not a curated record
AGCAAUGUUUUAUUUAUUGACGAACAUGGCAAGUAGGGUAGGGUACGGUAUCCGAAAUCCGAAUCCGAUUCCGAUCAAGAAAUUGUUGACAUUUCCAUGGUUGACAUUUGACAACAUUGAAAAUGUUGGAAAUUGAAAUGCCAGGGGACCCCGGAGUUCAGACAUCACAGAACGCCUAAGACGCAUGAUCAAAAAGGCCCUACACAACCCGCGAACUGACACCAGCGACCGAAUAUCGAUUAUAAAAUAGGACAAAAGUUCUCUAACGUUAAACAUGAACUUAAUGUUUUUUCUUUGAGUUUGGUUACUGAAAAAGAGCAUAAUGUUCGCUGAGGCUGUGUUGUGUUUAUCUACUUUACAUUUAUAUAGUGUUGCGGCCCAAGGAGAAUGUACUGACUUGCGAGGCAGAGUAAUAUCUCAUGGGUUGCAUUACGUUCCGGGACCAGACACUUGCACACUUUGUAUUUGCGAUAAUGGAUUGCCGAAAUUCUGCAAAGCCGUGUUAUGCUCCCCACCUCAGGACUGCCGUUCCUUCCGCGUGGGCAACACCUGUUGCGAGUUUAUAUGCUUGGACGAUGUGGUGAAGCCCGCGGAGACGGCGGAGGCUAAUUUCCGCGUGGCGGCUGGCGGUGCGGCAGCGGUGGUGCUGCUGACGGUCGCGCUGGUGGUGUACCGGGUGCGGCGCCAGAAGCGACGGCGACCGCCGCACGCUGACGACCAGAGAAGCUUGACUAGCAUUGGGUACAUAAGCGGCAGUAUGGGCUACAUGGGCAGCACUUGUGAGACAGCGGUGGGGGCGUGGAAGCCCCAAAGUAACUACUUACCGCGGGGCGAAGCGCCGCCACCAUACGACGAGGCCGUUGCGCAGUGCCGACAGGAUCCUAUGAGAGGUAACGAGCCCACGUACCACCGCACGUACCCCGCCACGGUGGAUAACUUGACGCGUCCUGACGAUACCAUGCAAUGCACCGGACAUGGAUACGCCAACAUACCACGCCCUGUGCAACAGGUACUGUGA